AUGGCUUCUACAGUAGAGAAAAAUAACAUAACAGAUGUCCAUGACAACACUACCAAUGACGAAAAGGACCAACAAACACAGCCAGAUGUGGAUUUGGACGAAGAAUACACUUUGCCAGAACAAAGAAAGAUAAUACACAAAGUGGACCGGCGUUUACUCAUCAUUCUCGGUUUGAUACAGGCUGUCUCCUUUCUCGAUCGAGCAAACAUGUCCAAUGCCGCCGUUGCUGGCAUGACUAAAGAUUUACAACUAGGGGUUUCCAAUCGCUAUUCAAUAAUCCUCAUUGUUUUCUUUGCACCAUAUGUUAUAGCGCAGUAUCCUGCUUCGAUAUUGGUUAGAAAGAUUGGGCCGCGCAUCUUUCUCUCUUCUGUCACCCUUCUUUGGGGCAUAAUCAUGCUUUGCUUCAGUUUCGUCCAACAUUGGACGUCCUUGAUAGCGCUACGCUUCCUCCUUGGAAUUUUGGAAGCAGGCAGUUUUCCAGGGCUUUACUACCUCGUUUCUGCCUGGUAUUCACGAUUCGAUUUGUAUAAACGUACCUCGGUAUUUUAUCUUAUUGGUGUCCUGGGGUCCGCCCUUGGAGGUGUUUUAGGGGCAUCCUUUUCGCAGAUGAAAGGUCUGGCCGACUAUAAUGGAUGGCGGUGGAUCUUCAUCAUGGAGGGUAUAAUCACAUGUCUUAUAGGCAUGGCGAGCUUUAUCUUCACGGUUGAUUUCCCUGAGCAAGCGCACAAGGCCUGGGGUUUCUUGACGGAAAGCGAAUCGGCAUUCAUCAUUCGCCGUCUCAAUCGUGACCGUCAGGAUGCAGAGCCGGAGCUUUUCUCGAUCCGUAAAUUUCUCAAGCCUGCAGGUGACUGGAAGAUAUGGAUUUUUGCAUUAAUGUUCUUUUGUUCAACCAUUCAGGCCUACGCGAUCGGCUACUUCUUGCCCAUCAUUCUCAAGGAAGAGCUUGGCUUUACGGAAGUACAGGCAAACGGAUUGAGCACGCCACCAUAUGUCGGCGCCAUGCUGCUCAUGUUUGUUGAAGGGUAUCUCAGCGACAAGAUCCGCCUGAGGUAUCCCUUUUUAUACUUGAAUGCCUGCAUGAAUAUUACUGGGUUGUGUCUGAUGGUGUGGUCCCGCUCGUCUGCUGUCCAGUAUCUGGGCACCAUGUUCUUGACGGCAGGCUGCAGCGCUGCCAUUCCUCUUAUCAUGGCCUGGCAGGCAAACAAUAUUCGUGGCACCUGGAAGCGCGCUUUCUGCAGUGCUAGCAUGAUCAGUUUUGGGGGAAUCGGCGGAAUUGCUGGAUCCCUCGCCUUUAGAUCAGAAGAUGCACCAAAAUAUCUUCCAGGCAUUUACGCCUGCUUAACAGCCAACGGUGUGAUAUUAGUGCUUGGUGUAAUCAUUGUGCUACAUUUUUGGAUCCAGAACCGGCGUGCGAAUGCCGAACAGACGGUAAUCGAAGGACUUAUAGGGUUCAGGUAUGCGUUAUAG
Molecule: messenger RNA, 1467 nt
Organism: Pestalotiopsis fici W106-1
Lineage: Eukaryota; Fungi; Ascomycota; Sordariomycetes; Amphisphaeriales; Sporocadaceae
Exons: 8
Coding region: 1-1467 (488 amino acids)
Biological process (GO): transmembrane transport
Cellular component (GO): membrane
Molecular function (GO): transmembrane transporter activity
Source: RefSeq, a predicted model, not a curated record